AUGUCGACGGCAAUUUACCCUUUAGACGACAACCAAAAGCUUCCCCUGCUCAGCCUGAUUAUGCCGGGACAGUCCUCGGGCGGCGGCGCUACGCUGCUGCUGGGGUACUCCCCUCAGCCGGUGCUGGCGCAGCCGGCGCUCUGGCCCGGCGCUGUGAGCGCCGCCGGCAGCGCUCUUCCGAUGUCGGCAGCACUGUCGACGACGCCGCUGCAGCAGUACCAGCCGCAACCAACGCCGCCCCAGCCCCACCACGUGCCUUAUCAACAACAGCAACAACAACAACCCCUGUCACAAGCCAUCAAACUGGAACAGCUGGCGCAGUUCCCGCUGCUGAACCCGGUGAUGUCGCAGCAGGUGCCGCCGCCGCAGUUUCAACUGGUGUCGCAACAACCCCAGUAUCAGCAGGUGUCGCAACCGCUGGUGUCGCAACAGCCGCUGGCGUACGCCGCUGACUACUACUACGGCUACAACGCGCCGCCGCCGCCGCCCCCCGCCCAGUACCAGGCGCCGGCGCCCCUCGCCGUGGCCAUCGCCGCCCACCCGGCGCCGCCGCCGUACCCAGAGAAGUGCACUUGCAAACUGAACGCCAACCGCAUCCCCCGCCCCCGCAACGCCUUCAUCCUCUUCCGCCAGAAGUACCACCAGCUGGUGCUUGACGAAGGGCUGGUGAUCCGUACCAACCCCGAAGUCAGCCGCGAGUUGGGGCGCCGGUGGAAGGCGCUUAGCGCCGAGGAGAAGGAGCACUGGAACCGCCUCGCCGAAGAGGAGAAGCGCAACCACGCUAAGAUGUACCCUGGCUACCGCUACACGCCUAGACGCAACGGCAAGCUGAAGCACUGCGCCGUGUGCCGCCGGGGCGCUCGCCACCUGGUGCCACUGGUGCUGCUGCCGAUGAUGGUGGAAGGGUACGCUCUGUACUCGGCGCCGGGUGCGCCCCAGGCGCCCCAGGCGCCGCCGGCUGCACCGGUGCCGCUGGAGUACCACACCGGCUACUCGCAAAGCUACAUGGGCUACGACACCCCGGUGGCGCCGGCGCCGCCGGCGGCGCCGACGAGCGCUUCUAUCAGCGGUCCUCCUAGCGUGGCGCUGACGCUGAGCGCGCUGAUGGCGCUGGUGGCGCAAUACGACAAGUUGUCGCCGCUCCUGGGGGCGCCGGCGGCGCCGUACCUUGCCGCUGGCUCGGCAUCUGACUACUACGGGGCGCCGUCGCAAUACAGCCACGAGGCGCUGCCGCCGCAGGCGCCGCCGGUGCGCUUUAGCUCGUUGCCUCUGACGAACUUUUUCGGCGACUACCAAGGGUAG
Messenger RNA from Diutina rugosa, 1302 nucleotides. It is a transcript of the gene RFG1, whose product is annotated as HMG domain-containing transcriptional repressor. The record is from RefSeq and is a predicted model, not a curated record. Lineage: Eukaryota; Fungi; Ascomycota; Pichiomycetes; Serinales; Debaryomycetaceae. Gene Ontology annotation, biological process: cell differentiation; anatomical structure morphogenesis; negative regulation of transcription by RNA polymerase II. The transcript has a single exon. Bases 1 to 1302 code for a protein of 433 amino acids. Gene Ontology annotation, molecular function: DNA-binding transcription factor activity, RNA polymerase II-specific; RNA polymerase II cis-regulatory region sequence-specific DNA binding.